AUGCACCUUAAUCAAUUCUCCCUCCUAGUCUUCGCGACAGGAACAGGACUUUGCAAUGCCUCUCUUCUCCGCCGUACAUCCCAACCAUCUCCCAUAUCCGUCACCCUAACAACUAUUCCAAGCCUUUCGUCAUCGCCUACAUCUCCAACCUCCCAACCAGAAGUUACCACGGCACCUGGAAUCAAAACUGCCCUAAUCGCUGGCAUUCUUACCAUCGGCUCAGACUGCAAUGGCUUCGUCCUCUCAGCCUCAAGCGCAGUCUAUUCAAGUCUCGCAUCCAACGCAUCCGCCCAAAUAAUUUCUUUCAGCACCGCUGCCGCAGCCAGUAUUUCUGUAGCACAAGCUAGUGCCGCCGCCGCUGACGCGAGUGCCUCGGAAGCUAUUGCCUCAGUCCAAUCUUCCGCCGCCGCUGCAUUGGGAAGUGCAAGUGCGGAAAUAACAAGCUUAAAAGCGAGCGCCAGUUCAGAGCUCUCCGCCGUGUCGGCAUCACUUAUCUCGGUCAAUUCACUCGCCACACAUAGUGCACAAGCGGCAGCAUUGGCAUUAGGCGCAGCAGCCACGGAAUCGGCGUGGGCGAUAUCUUCACAAUUGGCGGAUGCAAAUACAGCGGUGCAGUUUUCAAAGGCAACAACAAUUCCAAUGACGGUUGCUGUGGUGCUUAUUUUAGGAACGAGUUUUGCAAGUAGUGUUUUGAGUGUAUUAAUUUAUCGAUUUUUUUCGCGGAGAAAAAUAAAGAGAGAAAGGGAGAGAGAAAAUGAAAUUAGGGAGACACAGAAUGGGUACAAAGGUUAUGGGGAAGGAAUGGAGAAAAACACAGCGAGUUAUGGGGGUCCAAAUCCAGGCGAUGCAAACAAUUACCCGGCCAGUACUCCACGAUCUGAUCGCUCCUCAGUCUCAACCUCUUACAACCAAACAAAAUACGCUUCACGGUAUAUGAAUUCUUAUCCGGAAGAAGAAACUAUGAAUAGAGAUUAUGUAGAAGGUGACUAUGAGAGAGGCGAUGAAGAUAACUACAGCAGACAUGCAAUAAUCGAUAUUGAAAAAGAAAUCGCAGAAAUGGAUUAUCAAAUGAAGAUGGCAGAAGCGGAAUUAGAGAGAAGAGAUCGGGAAAGAUCUAUUCGUAUAAGUGAGAGUGGGUUGAGUAGGAGUAGUAAGAGCAUUAGCGUAUUAUUUACUCCUAGGGAUACACUGCAAAGAGGGGAGGAAAGAAGAGGAAGCAAUGCGAGGAGUGUGAUGAGUACCAGUAUGGGCAUUGGUGAGAAACUGAUGAGUAUGGUUAUGCCUUCUUAUCGCCAGUCGCAAGCUCCGUCCGUUUACGGAUCAUCAACGCCUACUUCACCUUUUUCUUCGACAAAAGAUUAUAGGAGAGACUCCACGAGGGAAAUAGGAGAUAGAGAAUUAGAAGAAGGAGAAGAGAUUAUAUUCACGCUGGAUGAGAGACCUCCUUCGUUACCGAAAUCAACAACAGUACCGAGAGCAACGCAUGCGUAUACGCACAGCGAUUCAAGUAUCAUGACGCUUAGUCCUAGUGUUUAUGAUGGUGGGAGUAGCAGUGGAAAGAAGAAGAAUGGAAGAAUAAGAGUAGAUGAUUCUCCGACGAUAGGAAGAGAAGAUAGAGGGACGGGAGGGGGAAAGGGGCCAUUUGCAUUUUCGAUCGGGAAGGCUUUUUGA
Molecule: messenger RNA, 1671 nt
Organism: Sclerotinia sclerotiorum 1980 UF-70
Lineage: Eukaryota; Fungi; Ascomycota; Leotiomycetes; Helotiales; Sclerotiniaceae
Exons: 1
Coding region: 1-1671 (556 amino acids)
Source: RefSeq, a predicted model, not a curated record